CUGCGAAAGAGGGAUAUAUUCCAGCCACAUUCAAUGUUACUAACAACGCUCUUUUGAUCAUGCAUUUUAAUUUCUUAUUAUUUCUCACCCUUUUGGGAUUCUCAUUUCGCGCCAUUGUUGCGCAGCAUGAUGCUUCGUGUUCUGCUUUGGAACCCUGCCAUUCCGGAUGCUGUAGCUCAUACGGAACUUGCGGAUUCGGCCCCGCGUAUUGCGGUGAUGGUUGUCAGGGAAGCUGUAAUGCCACGGCUGAAUGUGGAAAGUGGGCCGCAGACCCCGGUACAAAGUGCCCUUUGAAUGUUUGUUGCAGUGAAUUCGGCUUUUGUGGCACUACCUCGGACUUUUGCAAUAAAGAAUGCCAAAGCAACUGCGAUCCUGUCGAGGUAAAAACAUGCUCGGAGAAUACAAAUGCCCUGGACUAUAAACGCCGGAUUGCCUACUACGAAUUAUGGUCGGCUACGCGGAACUGUGAUGCAUUUGCGCCGGAAAACAUAGCCGCUGGCGCGCUCACUCACAUUAACAUUGCCUUUGCCACUCUAGACGAGGACUUCAAAAUAAUCGACACUUUGGGCGAUUUGGUGGCGCGAGUUUCUCGACUGAAGAAGCGAUAUGCAGGUCUUCGCGCAAGCAUUGCGAUUGGCGGUUGGUCUUUCAAUGAUCCUCCAACCCAGCACAUCUUCUCAGAUAUGGUUUCUACCUAUACCAAUCGACAAACAUUCAUCGAUUCCCUCGUCUCAUAUCUGCACAAGUAUGGUCUCGACGGCGUGGAUAUUGAUUGGGAAUAUCCUGCGGCUAUUGAUAGAGGUGGAGCGCCUGAGGAUACCAAUAAUUAUGUUCUAUUAAUGUCCGAGAUUAAGGAGCGUUUUGCACAGGAAGAUCCAGGCUGGGAAGCCACCAUUACUCUACCAUCAAGCUAUUGGUAUCUUCGUGGAUUCGACUUGCCGGGUCUUCAACGUUACAUUUCGUGGUUCAAUGUCAUGACCUAUGACAUCCACGGCAUGUGGGAUCAAGACAAUGAGUGGACGGGCUCGUAUCUGAGAGGUCAUACAAAUCUCACUGAGAUUGAACAAGGUCUCGAUCUCCUGUGGCGCAAUGAUGUUGACCCAUCCAAUGUUGUUAUGGGGUUCGGAUUUUAUGGACGGUCUUUCACCAUGUCUGACCCCAACUGCUACCAGCCAGGUUGCAAUUUUUCGGCCGCCGGUAUCGCGGGAGAUUGUACGAAUACAGCUGGUAUUUUGUCUUACGCGGAGGUGGCAUCGAGAAAUGACUCACUCAAUACUAAUACCUACUAUGAUGCCGCUGCUACCCUCAAGUAUAUGACAUACGACGGGACGCAAUGGAUCUCGUAUGAUGACGAACAAUCUUUUACAGACAAGAAGAGAUUCUUAUCCUCCCACUGCAUCUCGGGACUGAUGAUAUGGGCCAUUGACCAGGAUACGUCAGACUAUCAAGCACUCGGUGGUCUUUUAGGUGAGGAUGCUAUGCAGGAUAGUCUAAUCACUGGAGGCGAAUUAUCCGACUCUGAAAAGUCCGGCAUCUCUUCCGAAUUUGCUGCGUACACUGGGCAAAAUUGCUUUGUCACGCCUGUAUGCACGGACGGUACCAAGGGUCAAAAAGGCCCUGACCAAAUCUGUCCCUCUGGUUACACUUCAGUCUCGACCGCGCAUGCCCCUAGCCAAGCUCCCAAUCACACUAUCAAAGGGGACUGCUCGGAAGGCUGGUAUCGUUACAUUUGCUGUCCCACGCAGGCCAUGCCGCAGAAUUGUCAGUGGAAUGGUAACCCCGAACGAAGUGAAUUCGGUUGCAGCGGAACCUGUGGCUCGGACCAAUUUCUCCUAAAUACUGAUUCGUACACUGACCCUCUUGGGCAUGGCCAGUGUUACAUGGGAAACCGAAACCUUUGUUGCGACUCGGCCGAAGUUCUCAACGAAUGUUUCUGGACAGAUUGUCAGGAUGAUACCGAUGGUGCGACAUGCCCGAAAAACUCCGUCCUUCAAACUUGGCGCUAUGACGAAGAUGGCGGUGCUCAAUGUGAUCCGGGACAGGCACGCUCCUUUUGCUGCCCGUCGAGCGACACGUACUCCAACUGUGCUUGGUCCAAUGACAUGGUUAAUGGUCCAGAUGGAUACCCGAUCUACGAUCCUAACAAGAUAUGCAAUCCCUCCCAGUGUCCCAGCACCCAGGUAGCAAUCACUUGGGCGUUGGAUCCCCCGAGUACUGGCAAGUUUAGCGGUGGACAUAUGCUGGAUUGUUCUGGUUACCCGCCUGGUCCAGGACAAAGCGCCGAAUUCCCGUACUGUUGUGACCCGCCAAAUGAAUAUAACAACAAAUGGCCAGUGGAUCCAAAGUACCUUUGGGAGGAUUAUUAUGAUGAGACGGGUGACGAUGUCCAGUGGUCGUACGCCGACAACCAGGGAAACAAUGUCAAUGAUCACAAGCUAUCGGACGAUUAUGGUGCUGACCCAUAUGGGUUUGUCAUGCUAGACGGACCAAAGGGAUCGCUUGACAAUGACUUUCCCUCCAGUUUCACUGUUUCUAGGCGUGAAGAGCAUAUUCCGAUGGCCAAGCGAUCGCUGGUAACGUCGAACCAGACAACCAUUGACUCCACGUUUGAUCACUCGGAAGAAACCAUUCAUGUUUACUGCAACUACCCAAUGGACUCUCCUAGGUGCCAAAAGGUCUUCUACAAGGGUGCAGUGGAUACCAUUAUUCGGCUGCCAGACCACGUCGGAGAAGGACCGUUUGCUCGCAUUGUUUCAAUGGAAGUCGACCCCGAUCACGCUCUUCCAGUACAUCAUCUUCGCGCGAGACAAAUUGAUCGCAACCGCAAUGAAGUGUACAAGGUCAAAUUCGACUACAACUUCCACUUGAUCAAACGUGAUAGUCAAGUCAAUAUGCGCAUCGACUACACUAAUCUGGAAUCGUACUGGGAUGAGAUGACGGCCAGCAAAGACUCAAGGAAGAGAUCCGUCAACGAAGAACACCUUUCUUACCGUGAUUGGAGAUAUAAAGUCGAUACAGCCAAAGAAACCCACUUCAAGCUCCGGAAACGAGGCUCUGAGACAGAAAUGGCUGAAAGUUCAAAGCCCUCGAUUGUCAAGCGCUGGUUCGGUGCGUUUAAAGACUGGCUCAAUCGUCUGAACACAAUUGAAAAUAAGGAUAUGGGGUUCCUAUCAAUGGCCAUUCGCAAGACCAUUAAGCUGUACCACGCGCAGCGUGGAUGUCAGUCUUCGACAGCAAUGGCCAGCUUAGAUAUCGACCUGGAUGCCUAUGUUAACAUGGAGGCAACGUACGCCUACUAUUUCUCAGGCACCAUUGUGCCUCCUGCAGUCACUGGGACUUACGCAUAUUUUGGUCUGGAGCCAACCGCAUACCUCGGCCUCAGCAUCAAGGGAUACGCGCAGAUGCAAUAUACCUCGGACAGAAAAAGGCUUGUCGACACUCUCUCUUAUCCGGGUUUGAGCGUUAAGGGAAUAGCAGCUGUGGGCCCAACCUUGGAUAUUUACGGUCAAAUUAAAGGUGUCUUAACGGUGGCUGGACAAAUGAACAUUGGAACGCGUUACAAUUUUGGUCUCUCCGAGGUUUACUGGCCUGAUGAACCAGACGACGAUUCGGCAAUUAAAGACCUGGUGCAACACCCUGACGCGACGACGGAAGAGGUCGUGCCCGUCUUUGAUGCUGCAGUACGGGCUUCAGCUGACCUUGACAUCAUGGUCACACCUGAAGCUAAUCUUGGCAUCCGCAUCGGUGGUGGAGGUGGUAUUUUUGGCACAACUCUAGUCGACGCCCAACUCGUUGGCUUUAUGAACAAUACUCUACGAUUCCAUGCUGAAGCGACAGGAGCUGUACAAGGCUCUGGUUCAUCAGGUUCAGCAAGCGCCAGUUACAAGUAUGGAGCGUACUUCCUUUACAAUCUCGGAUUCGGUGGCUAUGCGAACAUUCCCUUUUACAGCUGGAAUGCGCAGUCGCGCUUCUUGUUUGACUCUCCGAGGACAAUAACCUUGUAUGAGGAUGGAGAUGUUGCCUCUGCAUCAACAAGAAAGCGCGACCUCCCGCGGAUUCCUCAGCUGCCGCGUAGGGGUCUUUUGAAUUCUAUCACGAACGAAGAGAUUUCAAGUCAUCCGGAUGCUUGGUCAGACCAAAUAUCUGAGGCAGAGACUCAAGGUCGGAACUACUCUAUGCUCAGGCCGAGAGAUGAUAUAUCUACGACCGACGAUAACGGUCAGGGCGAAGUUUCGGCCUUCUCACUAGCCACUUUGUUCACAUGCCCCAAGGGAGACAAUUGCACUGCAAGCAAUUCAGGCAGUUCAGCUCCUGGCAAGAGGUCCGAUGAGCUGACUCGAAGGGCUGUUUCGUCGGGCUGUGGAUGGACUCUGCCGGAUUUCCGUUACAACUGUCACACCUGGUUUGCAAAUACGGUAAUUACCGGACCCAGUGGAACCACUGCUGUUGAUGGAAUUUGUCAAAACGUGGGUAACUUCUAUCGGGCCCGAUCACUUUCGACCGACGGUAUGGUCCUCACCUGGGAUCCCAAUACUGCGAGGGUAGAAGAUAGACGUGCGGCAACGUGCGGACAACAAGCGUGUGUUCCAGAGAACAUCAAUUACCAGAACGAAGUAGGGCUCGGGAAUAUCCGCGGUGGCUAUGUCAGUUGCGAUGAAUUUCCCUUUGCUGGGUCCGAAGAAGGUGGCGAUUACUUUGGCCAUGUCCACGAAACUCCUACCGGAGCGCAAAUGUUGUGUGCCCCAGUAUGGCAACAAAACCUUCAGGGUGGAUGCAACCAAAUGCUCAGCACACUUUCGACCAAUGUCGCAUAUCUGGAUGAUCCAAACACCCAGACGUCAAAUUGGCAAUCUUGGGAUAAGACUAACACGGCAUGGAACACUGUUCAACAAUCCGGAUUCGGCCGGACGGCAAACUACCCGAACCAGAUUCCUCAAGCAGCCGGCAUAGAUAAUAAUCGCUAUGCUUUAUCUAACUUUAGACUUGGUUAUACCUUCAAACGAAACUUUACCAUGGGUCUAGCUACUCCCUCGGGCCCGCAGGACACCUCUUCUUGGGGUACCCAGCCGAUUUCAAAUGCUAGAGCCUACUCGCAGACGGCGAAUUGGCCUAACCAGGACGCGACCACUGUUGCUUGUGCCAUUAAUAUUUUUGGCCAGUCAGACAUUUACCGCUUCGAUGGCGGCUACAACGGCUAUUGCUUCAACGGACAGACUGAGAGUCGUCAAAAUGGAGCAUUCAGCUCCCCCGGAUACAAUCGUUGCAAGGUCGAUUUCGUCGGUGGCCCUGGCCCAGCCAAGCGCAGUCUUGGAGACUAUAACGGUUGGGAGAUUGAGAAUAUCGAAAUGUCCGAUGACCCAGACACUUUUAUCCCGGUGGACGACAUCAACUUCCACCCCAAGGGAAUGAAUCAUGCCAAGCAUGUCGAGCAUCACUUGCACAAGGCCUCUCACGGACACGGCCUUGUGGUCUGAUCUUGCCAUUUUGUAUACCUUUGAUAAUUGAUUAGAUGUAGAAUUAGAUGAUAUCGCGACUAGAGGAAAAUUAUAUACCAGUUGAUCGAUAUUUCUCUACUUUUUACAGAAGAACGGCUUGGUGAUUCUUAGCCAGUAGUAAUUGCUAUGUCGCUUUUUCACCACAAUCGAGUCGUCAAUGUAUCAUACACACUGGAUUGCGGAUUAUAGUUACAAUCAAAGACGUUGUAAAAUUAUACUACUCUUUCCAAAGCUCAUAAUCAGGAAAAUAUCGAUCGUGGAUCCGUUUCGCAUACUCCACAACCACUGGAAAGCUUCGGAUGACUUUUUGA
Molecule: messenger RNA, 5806 nt
Organism: Xylona heveae TC161
Lineage: Eukaryota; Fungi; Ascomycota; Xylonomycetes; Xylonales; Xylonaceae
Product: glycoside hydrolase family 18 protein
Exons: 7
Coding region: 60-5474 (1804 amino acids)
Biological process (GO): carbohydrate metabolic process
Molecular function (GO): chitin binding; hydrolase activity, hydrolyzing O-glycosyl compounds
Source: RefSeq, a predicted model, not a curated record